CGAGAACCAAGAAUGAUAGCUGCAGGGAAAUUUGCAAGUCUUCCCAGAAAUGUCCCGGUGAAUCAUCAGUUAUCAUUAGCUUCUUCCAUGGACCUUUUGACCACCAAACCCUCACUAGCUGAGCAUCGCUCAGACUCCUUUCAAGACAUCUCUAUCCAUGGCACUCUCCCCAGGAAAAAGAAGGGGACAGUUCCUGUUAGAUCCUGUGAUAUAUUUAGCCACAUGGGAACGUUACCAUACACCAGAACACACCGGCAGCAGCCACCUUUUAUACAGGAUGUCAUAGAAGAGUAUCCUCUACCAAAUAGAAAGAGCAGCAAACUCCAUGCCAGAGAUCAGAAUAUUCUGGAUCCUGCUUUGGAGUAUGUUAAGUUUUCUAAGGAGCGGCAAGUUACGGACAACAGCCCGGAAAAACUGAAGAAGGAGUUAGAGGAAGAACUGCAGUUAAGUAGUGAAGACUUGCGUAGCCAUGCCUGGUACCAUGGACGUAUUCCUCGACAGGUGGCAGAAGGCCUAGUUCAGAGGGAUGGAGAUUUUCUGAUCAGAGAUUCUCUUUCCAGUCCUGGGAACUUUGUUCUUACCUGUCAGUGGAAAAAUACCUCUCAGCAUUUUAAAAUCAACAGAACAGUUCUAAGAUUCAAUGAAGCCUACUGCCGUGUUCAGUAUCAGUUUGAACUUGAAAGUUUUGACAGUAUCCCUGGCUUAGUUAGAUUCUAUGUUGGGAAUCGCACACCAAUAUCAAAGCAGAGUGGAGCAAUUAUUUUUCAGCCUAUCAACAGGACUGUACCUCUCAGAUGUCUAGAAGAAAAGUAUGGUGUAACUCCAGUCCGACAAAAAGAGCAAGGUAUACCUGCAGGAAAAACAGAAACUGCAAAAAGACUGAGCCUUGGUAAAUCCAGCAUGCAGUCGCAGGAGCAGAGCAUACCCAGAGGAAAUCUUAUGAGAAACAAAGAAAAAAGUGGUAGCCAGCCAGCUAGCUUGGAUCAUGUUCUGGAGAAAAGAUUCCCUUUAAAGACUCACCAGUCGGAGAGCUACCUGCUGAUUGGUUCAAGACAUCCUUCUCAAUUACCUGAAGCAGAUGCAGACUCCUGUCCAAGCUCUCCUGCAUUUAGAACAGGCAGUGAACCUUCUCUAAGCCCAACAGUUGUUCAGAAAGUCACCUCUGAGACACAGGUAGGGGAAGCUCUUAGAGGAUCAGACAGUCAGCUCUGUCCAAAGCCUCCACCAAAACCCAACAAAGCACCCCUGCUAAAGGCCCCGGAUUCUCCUAUGGCUUCCCACAGUUCAGAUGGACACUAUUGUGAACUAAGUCCUGCCAGAGAUCCUGCAGCAACAAAACAUUGUGUCAGAAAAAACAGCUAUGUGGAGCAUCUGACACGGAAGGAGAAGGGAACACACUCAUUCAGGAACUCUGAAACAAGCUAUUUGAUCCUGGAUGAUGACCCUACAAUGAACCCUGCAGAUUGUUUAGAAGCUUCAACUGAGAUGGCUGAAGACAACAGCAUGUUUUCUGCACCUCUUUUUGAGACAGUGUCUAGUUUUAAACCAAAUGAUUUUGAAUCCAGACUACUUCCUCCUGAAAACAAGCCAUUGGAAACAUCAAUGUUAAGAAGAGUGAAGGAGUUUUUCACCAAGAACAAUCCAAAGGUUAUUGCACAGCAUAUUCUUAGGAUGGACUGCAAGGUGGCAAGGAUACUAGAAGUUUCUGAAGAGAUAAGGAGGCUUAUGGGAGUGAACUCUGGUCUUGAACUGAUUACCCUGCCUUACGGACACCAACUGCGCCUGGACCUAAUUGAAAGGCAUAAUACUAUGGCAAUAGGAAUAGCUGUGGAUAUCUUAGGUUGCACAGGAAAUAUAGAAGACAGAGCCGCAACAUUAAACAGGAUCAUCCAAGUCGCAGUGGAGCUGAAGGAUUCGCUGGGGGAUUUGUAUGCGUUUUCUGCCAUUAUGAAAGCACUGGAAAUGCCACAGGUCACUAGGUUAGAACAAACCUGGACCUCUUUAAGACAUCACUACACUCAGACUGCCAUUAUGUAUGAAAAACAGCUGAAGCCCUUUAGCAAAGCUUUGCAUGAAGGACAAGAGAUGAUCAGUUCUCCACAGAACAACAUAACAGUGCCACUCUUGAUGCCUCUUGUUACCUUAAUGGAGCGACAAGCUGUGAUUUUUGAAGCGAUGGACCUGUGGGAAAGCAGCGACCAAAGCUGUGAAAUAAUGCUCAAGCACUUGACCACAGCUCGACAGAUAGCACAGAAUGCAGAAAUGUACAGCUUGACCGCAGAACGGAUGCUGGAAGGUUUCCAACCAGAUGAAGAGAUGAGUGAAAUCUUCAAGACAGAAUUUCAGAUGAGAUUGCUCUGGGGCAGCAAAGGAGCACAAGUUAAUAAAAAUGAAAGAUAUGAGAAAUUCAGCCAGAUUUUAACUGCACUUUCCCGAAAACUGGAACCUCCUCUGGUGAAGCAGGUGGAACAAUUAAAUAUCUAAGACUCUAAACACUAUUAAGUGAUAUACUUGAAAUAACCAUAGCUUUCUUUUGGUAAUUUGAUACUGCACAAACUUCUUGCAUUUCACAAGAUGUUUAGAACUUUUAACAACACAAUGCACACUUGUUUUAAAACUACUGAUUUCUAAAACAAAUUAUUUAUUUACUGUGGCACCAAGUCAUUUAAUGAUCCUUUUAAACAGGUAGGUUAUCCCUGUAAGAUAGUUUUACAGCUUUCUAUAUUUCUCUAGUGUUGCGGUGUUUUCAUAAUGUCUACAACUAGGGGCAUCGGCCUCUUAAUGAUAUUAAAAUGAAGCAAAUAGUGUAAAUGAAGUGAUAGAUUAACUAUGUGACACUGCAGAAAAUUUCAGUUGUAUAAUAUUCCUUAACUGAGUACAAAACACUAUGUACAGAAUUGUGAAUUAAAGUCUAUCUUUAUGCAAAAUUAUUUGCAUACUAUGGUUGAAGAAAUGAUCUGUGACUGCAAAAGAAGGCUUAAAUUUCACAUUACCUGUGAAAGUAGAAAAUUAGUUGUGUAUGUGGUGGGACAACUUCAAGUGUUUUUUUUAAGACAAUCUGUAGGACUUUGGCUUUUACUGGAGCCUGUACAACAGCUAUGCUGCCAGGAAAUGAAUGAUGAAAUGGCAAGAACAAACAAUCCAGAUGAUUAAAAUGCUUUCCGAUAAAACUAAAUGUGGGUGUAUGUAUAUGGUAAACUUGCUUCAUCAUCUAGAGGUGAAUCACUUUGAUAAGCAGUACUUAUAUUUUUUUCUUGGAUGACAGUAAAAGGUAAGUUGUUAGCACUUUUCAUAGAUAAUCAGGGUGCAUGAUGUUUACAUAAAGAAUGCUUUAGCAGCAAAUUCUACUUUGUCAGAUACAGAUUCAGUGUUCUCAGAAGUUGUACAAAUAUUUAGGCAAGAACUAUGGUUAGUGUUGAAUUUGCUUGUUGUCAUUAAGCCUGCUUCUAGAGUGAGAUGUUACAGCAUUUGAAAGUACUGGAAUAGUGAGUAGGCUAACCAGAAAACUGACCAAUACCAAAAUGGUAGCAUUCUGUUCCCACCAUCUGUAAUCAGUGCCGAGGUUCUACAACCAUAACAACAGGUUACAAACUUCCUAUUUAGGCCAGGAUGCUCUAAGUCUCCCCGUCAAUCUUAAUAGAAGAAAAAGGUUGAAACUAAUUAUUUAGACCAUGAAAAGAUUUUUUAUUCCAUGAAAAUAUUCUCAACAGAGAACGCUAUUUUUAAACAGAGCAUUUAACAUUUAAGAAAUCAACAUGUGCACAAAAAAAAAAGAUUAAAAAUUACUGGAAAAUGUAAGAUUCGUUAAGACAAUUCACGUUCAAAAUUUUAGAAUAAGUGAUAACUAGCUAUGCAAGGACAGAUGUCUUUUUUCCUAUGCCUAAUAACCCUCAUAACAAGUUGCACUAUCCCUCAUGAAAGCAACCUGCCUCCAAAGGAAGCAAAUCCUGGUUUUAGAAAAACAAACAGUAGCGUGAAAAGAACAUUCAGUCCUUUACCAGGAAGUGUUAUUACUGACCUGCAAGGCUGUUAGCCAGGCAAACAAACCACAGGCCCUUUAGCAGAAAAUACACAGAUCACAUUUCCAACUUCUAGCUUUAAAAUAAAAAAGCACUAAUUAAAACAAAACAAAAACUACAUAAGUAGUUUUGUCAGUAUUGAGUAUUGUCACAUUAUUAUAUAAAUAACCCUGUAUACAAGCUCCAAAAAUCUAAACUUUAGAGUUUAAUAGCCCCCAUAAUACACUAGGUCAAGCUGUGUAAUAGUGGUAUACAUAACAAAAGGAAUAAACCUCUACACAAGUCACUCAAAUUCAGUUUUACUCGUAGUACAGUUCCUAAUAACACUGAAAUUAAAAAGAAUCCAGCACUGCUGCAUCCAAAUAUUGCUUCAGACCCCAGGAAAACAGGAUGUUUUGAUUAUUAUUUCAUUUCCCCAAACAGCAGUUGGCUGGGCUGACAAGCUUUGUUUGAUGCAAGUAUCCCUCCCACCCCCCACCCAACGU
Messenger RNA from Cygnus atratus (black swan), 4504 nucleotides. It is a transcript of the gene BCAR3, whose product is annotated as BCAR3 adaptor protein, NSP family member. The record is from RefSeq and is a predicted model, not a curated record. Lineage: Eukaryota; Metazoa; Chordata; Aves; Anseriformes; Anatidae. Gene Ontology annotation, molecular function: phosphotyrosine residue binding; guanyl-nucleotide exchange factor activity. Gene Ontology annotation, biological process: positive regulation of peptidyl-serine phosphorylation; small GTPase-mediated signal transduction.